Branchiostoma belcheri (Belcher's lancelet) is the source of this 8262-nucleotide messenger RNA. RefSeq lists its product as uncharacterized. Gene Ontology annotation, molecular function: protein binding. The coding region runs from base 456 to 7436 and encodes 2326 amino acids. The record is from RefSeq and is a predicted model, not a curated record. Lineage: Eukaryota; Metazoa; Chordata; Leptocardii; Amphioxiformes; Branchiostomatidae. The transcript has 11 exons. Gene Ontology annotation, biological process: signal transduction.
AGGGGGCGGCUGGCCACUCAGGUGAAACUGCAGAGUCCAGCUCAGUUCUCCUGGUGAGUGGCCAGUAUGCCACAACUGAGGACUGCAGUUCCCCCGUCAGCCGACAGGUGGCCCAGACCCUAACAGGAGCAGGGAGGAAAGUUUACAGUACUGUUUUGGAAGAUACAGAGGAGGACAGAAAGUGUGCUGAGGCUGAUGGAGUGGAGCUCAUCCUCCCAACCCGCAGUCAGGGAGACACAAGGGAACCCUGUCUGGAUUGGCUGACCUUUGACCAUGUGGAUCGCUACCCCAAUGACAGACUCCCACAGGAUGUAGGGUGGAUUGUGGGUCAUGCUGGGGUCACCAGCAGAGCAGCAGCAACUAUCAAGGAACAGCGUUUCCCCCAAGCAAGCCUCAGUCUUGUCACCCAGGCUAUACCUGAAGACACAGAGAAGUACAAGGAAGAUGAGAAGGCCAUGGGCAUUGGUGAGAAGGAAGACUCCAUCAGACAAGAUGCGGAGAGGGCAGAUACUGUGUUCUCUGUGGGACACAGAACACAAGACCACUUUGUAAACUCAUUUUGUGCAAUUCCUGAAGACAAGAGGCCAACUCACUACCUCUUCCUGCCCAAACCAUCAGACUUGUUCCUGAACACUACAGUUGAAUACAGAGAAACAAGUGAGAAAGUUGUUCUGUUAAUUGGUAGGGUGACAACAGAUGAGAGGGUGAAAGGCUUUGACUUGGCAGCUAAGGUCUUGUCAAAAGUGGUAGAAAGGAGUCAGGACAGAAUCAAGUUGCGGAUUCGUGGUGUCAGUAAAGAGGAGUAUCAGGCCAGUAAGAGCAUUCUCCAAACCAGCAUCAAUUCAGGAAAACUGAUCCCCACCCUUCUCCCACACGGCACCCAGGAAGACGUCUGCCAACACAUGAAGCAGGCCCACCUGGUUCUCAUGCCCUCCCGUGCAGAACCCUUCGGACUGGUCGGUCUGGAGGCCAUGGCAGCCGGCGUGCCGGUCCUCAUAUCUGACCAAUCAGGACUAGCGGACUUGGUCCAUGAGGUUAUACCAGAAUUCCACCACUCUGUUCUCAGAAUCACGGGUGACGAUUCUGUAGAUGUCGGACGUUGGGCAGAUCAGAUUGCGGAUGUUCUGCGGAUGUCAGAAGCCGAGUUCCGUCGGGCUGCAGAACUCAAGCAGAAACUCCUGGAGUCCAGAUACUGGGAAGAGUCUCAUCAGCAAUUCCUCCAGGCAUUUGGAGGUGCAGAAGUUCCAGUUCCAGUUGGAGCUGCAGGAGCAGGGCCUUCUAAAGUGGCAGGUGUCAAUCAAACAGAUUUGUUCCAGAAGUCUGUGAAGAAGUACUAUGAGUUGAAACUGACUCACUUCAAGCCUCUGAUCUGGAAUGACAACUUCACACUUAGCCUCAGUGACAUCUUCACCCAGUUAGAGUUGAUACCAAAAAGUGAAAAACAACUCAAAAUACCCAAACCUGAAGAAUAUUCCUGGCUAUUAUCAGAGAAAGAAGAACAAAGAACAGAACUUAAGUCAUUAGACGACUUGUUCAAGCCAGAUGUCACAGGACUGUCUACAGCACCAAGGCGCAUUCUGAUUGAGGGUGAAGCUGGAGGGGGGAAGACAACAUUCCUGUCUAAAGAAGCUCUAGAUGCCGUCUCACAGAAAACAGAGCUGGGCAGACGGCACAACAUCGUCCUGUUGAUCCGACUCCGGGAGGUGAGAGAGGGGGAGACCAUAGAGGAGAUGGUCUGGGACCAGUGUGUUGAUGAAACAACUGAAGGUAUUGAAGAACAGUCCAUUAGAACAAUCCUACAGAGGAACAAGUCCCGUGUGCUCUUCCUCCUAGAUGGGUAUGAUGAGCUGCGGCCUGAGGCCAGGGCAGUCGGGCAGGCCAUUCCCAAACUGCUGUCUGGCAAGAUUUACCUCAACAGCACGAUUGUGAUCACCUCCCGACCCUCAGCAGGAGUGCAGCAGUAUACCCGGCCAGACUGUCACGUACACAUCAUGGGAUUCUCCCGUAGUCAUGUGUGGAGAUACAUGCAGCAGUAUUUCACUGUUGUUGGGAAGCAAGAACUGACAAAGACACUAGCUGUACAUGUAAACAGUUAUCAACUUUUGAACACUUUAAUCUAUACACCAAUGUUCCUGAUGUUUGUGUGUCUGCUGUGGGAGGAGGACCAAGAGAUGGUGUCUACUGGAACAAUGAUGGGGCUGUACGACAACCUGCUGACAUGUCUGGUCAGAAAGUGCUGUAAGCGGGAAGGAGUGGACAUGCCAACAGAAGGGCUGCCUACAGAGGUUGCUGAGUCAUUACUGCAGCUUGGCAAGCUUGCACUAGAGGCACUGCUGAGGAAUGAGACCCUGCUUGACCUUACAGAAGUGAAGAGAGAAAAGGUGAAUUGGGAGUUACUGUUAAAGUUGGGUGUGGUCUCCUUGGAGGUUUCUUCCUCAAAAUUGCAUCCAAGGAAACAGCUGAACUUUUCACACAAGACCAUGCAAGAGUUCCUGGCCGGACGAUAUGUAGGUCAUACUCAAGUCAACCAAGACAUUGUUGAGCUGCUGCAGCUCACCUCCAUAAGCAAGGCACUUGAACUCAGUAACCUGCUUCAGUUCAAAUGUGGCUGUGACUCACAGGCAACACAAGCUGUGAUGGAGGAACUAAGCAAGCUCAGCAGCAGAGAGUUCUCACACUUGAAACCUGAACAGUUUCAAAAAUCAAAUGUGCCAAUGGAUCGAGAAGUGCAAAAGUCCUGCCAAACCUAUGAAAGGUUUGCACACUUGUGCCUGAACAUCCUUAGUGAGAGACAAGAACCAGAAGUGCUUCAGGGUAUCAGUCAGGCCUUGCCAAUUGUCAUGCUGGACAGCUCCAUUAACAGUAGAGAAGCCACAGGUCUUAAGUAUUACAUACAAAAUCUUCAUUCAGCAAACCUGCCAGACAGGCUCAUACUUAAGAUCCGUGGAGGCACUGACAGCAGAGACACAGUUCAGUACCUACAGCAGUGUUUUACAACUUCACUCCCUGGACUUAAAGUGGACUUGAAACUAUCGAGGGGACAGUUUGACUCACCUGAUCUGACAGCCAGGCUGGUUUCAGUUCUGAAGAAUGUUCCCUGUCUGAGGGCACUGUAUCUGUCACGCACAAACCUAACACCAUCAUCACUCCAGCCACUUGUGCAGGGGUUCAGACACAUGUCUCUGUUAGAGGAGCUGGAUCUUUCUUGGAACCGUGACCUUGGUGAUGCUGGGAUGGAAGUCCUACAGGUUGGGCUGUCCAGUGUUCCACACCUGGCUGUACUCCGUCUCAGGUUUGUCAACAUGACAGCUGUGGGCAUGUCAUCCCUGGCUCCCUACAGGCACCACCUAGUGGGACUGAGAGAACUGGAUAUAAGUUGGAAUGAGAUCGGUGACACUGGGCUGGAAUCUCUCACCACCGUCCUCCACACCUUCACUGCCAUGCAGGUGUUGCUCCUGAGUUGUAUCGGUAUCAGCCCCACAGGCAUGCGCACACUGGUCCCUGUACUGUGUAAGUUAACCAGACUGAUCAAACUGGACAUUAGGGAUAAUGCCAUAGGAGACCCCGGGCUGGAAUGCCUGGCUACUAUCCUCCACUACCUCACAGCCAUAAAGGUGUUGGUUCUCAAUGGGACAGGUAUCAGUGACAGGGGAAUAUCAUCCCUGAUCAAAGCUCUGCCUCACCUGGUGCAAUUACAGGUGUUGGGUGUGAGCUUCAACAACAUAGGGGACUCAGGGAUUGUCUCACUGGUGCAAACACUCUGCCAGCCCAGCAGUUUGGACAUGGAACAAAACCCACCUGGUGACAAGAGUCUGACCACAGCCCCUCACUAUAACACCACACUACAGGAGCUAGACAUUGGGAGCAAUGAGGGAGUAACAGGAGCCGGACUGGGGAGGGUCGCACAGGUCAUCAGCACACUGCCGGCACUGACAAGGCUGAACAUGUCUGGUGACCCCUGGGACACACGUACACACCUGUCUGACACUGCUGCCAUGGAUCUGUCCGAGGCUCUACCCAGACUCCCUGCCCUGGAGCAGCUGGACCUGGAGCGCAUCUCCAUGGAGCCUGCAGGGUUCCAGGCUGUGGUGCAGGCUGCUGAGGAACACCCAACACUGGAGAGGCUAGACUACAAUAGGAGGCUAGUUCCUGAGGGAGCGGACACCACAGCCAGCUGUCUGGAGCUACAACACCAGCUCAGGGGGGUGGCUGGGUGCUCAGGUGAAACUGCAGCUGAUGUGCAGAAAUAUUUUGACAAAGUCAUCGAUGGCGUCAGCCACAAGUGGGACGACCUGGCCCGGAAGUUAGGGUUCAACGAGAACAAAAUAAAAGGAAUCAGGACAGAUGAGACAUUGAAGCCUGAUCAAGACCACAGGUGCAGAGAAGUGCUGCACAGGUGGAGAAACAGGGAGGGAAGGGAGGCUACUCUACAGGUUUUGAAGCAGGCACUCAUUGACAUUGAUGAACGGGCCACUGCAGAGAGUUUGGAAGAGUCACAGGAGUCACAGCCAUCCCCAAGCAAGAAAGAUUUGUUCCAGAAAUCUGUGAAGAAGUACUAUGAGUUGAAACUGACUCACUUCAAGCCUCUGAUCUGGAAUGACAACUUCACACUUAGCCUCAGUGACAUCUUCACCCAGUUAGAGUUGAUACAAACACUAACAGGAAAACAAAGAAAAGAGCUUAAGUCAUUAGACGACUUGUUCAAGCCAGAUGUCACAGGACUGUCCACAGCACCAAGGUGCAUUCUGAUUGAGGGUGAAGCUGGAGGGGGGAAGACAACGUUUCUGUCCAAAGAAGCCCUAGAUGCCGUCUCACAGAAAACAGAGCUGGGCAGACGGCACGACAUCGUCCUGUUGAUCCGACUCCGGGAGGUGAGAGAGGGGGAGACCAUAGAGGAGAUGGUGUGGGACCAGUGUGUUGAUGAAACAACUGACGGUAUUGAAGCACAGUCCAUUAGAACAAUCCUACAGAGGAACAAGUCCUGUGUGCUCUUCCUCCUAGAUGGGUAUGAUGAGCUGCGGCCUGAGGCCAGGGCAGCCGGGCAGGCCAUUCCCAAACUGCUGUCUGGCAAGAUGUACCCCAACAGCACGAUUGUGAUCACCUCCCGACCCUCAGCAGGAGUGCAGCAGUACACCCGGCCAGACUGUCACGUACACAUCAUGGGCUUCUCACCUGAGCAUGCUGCAAAACACGUGAGGAAAUAUUUCUCCAUCACAGGAAGUCCUGAGCUGGGAGAGGAUUUCAUCAGGCAAUAUUUCACUGUCAAGUCUGUCAUUGAUUAUGAUGAGGUCCUGGAGAAGGCGGAAAUUACAUCUGCUCUUAGCCUGAAAAAAGAUGAACUCUUAAAUUACUUAAUCCAAACCCCAAUAUUCCUGAUGUUUGUGUGUCUGCUGUGGGAGGAGGACCAAGAGAUGGUGUCUACUGGAACAAUGAUGGGGCUGUACGACAACCUGCUGACAUGUCUGGUCAGAAAGUGCUGUGAGCGGGAAGGAGUGGACAUGCCAACAGAAGGGCUGCCUACAGAGGUUGCUGAGUCAUUACUGCAGCUCGGCAAGCUUGCACUAGAGGCACUGCUGAGGAAUGAGACCCUGCUUGACCUUACAGAAGUAGCAAGACAAAAGGUUAAUUGGGAGUUACUGUUAAAGUUGGGUGUGGUCUCCUUGGAGGUUUCUUCCUCUAAACUGCAUCCUAGGAAACAGCCGAACUUUUCACACAAGACCAUGCAAGAGUUCCUGGCCGGACGAUAUGUAGCUCAUGCUCAAGUGAACCAAGACAUUGUUGAGCUGCUGCAGCUCACCUCCAUAAGCAAGGCACUUGAACUCAGUAACCUGCUUCCGUUCACAUGUGGCUGUGACUCACAGGCAGCACAAGCUGUGAUGGGGGAACUAAGCAAGCUCAUUGGCAAGGAGUUUUCACAUUUACGACCAGAUGACUUUCAGGAGAAGACCCACCUACCUGUAAAGCCAGAUGUAAAGAAAUCAGUUGAAACUUACAAGAGGUUCAUGUUGCUGUGCCUGAAUAUCCUGAAUGAAAGAAAAGAGCUGGGUGUUCUGCAGGCUGUCAGCAGAGCCCUGCCAGUUAUCAUCUUGGACCUCAACAGUAAACAACCUGCUGCUCUGCAGUAUUACUUGGAAAACAUCCAGUCAGCACAUCUCCCUGAUAGAAUGAUAGUAGGACUUGGUACAUCUUUUGUUGAUAGAUCAGAAGCUCUUCAGUACCUGGAACAGAUUUUCACCUCUUAUGUUCCUGGCCUGCAGUUAGACCUAAGACUGAAGUAUUUAACAUUUAACUUACCUGAUCUGACAGCCAGGCUGGUUUCAGUUCUGAAGAAUGUUCCCUGUCUGAGGGCGCUGGGUCUGUCAGAGACAGAACUAACACCAUCAUCACUCCAGCCACUUGUGCAGGGGUUCAGACACAUGUCUCUGUUAGAGGAGCUGGAUCUUACUGGGAACUAUGACCUUGGUGAUGCUGGGAUGGAAGUCCUACAGAUUGGGCUGUCCAGUGUUCCACACCUGGCUGUACUCUGUCUUAGCUGGGUCAGCAUGACAGCUGUGGGCAUGUCAUCCCUGGCUCCCUACAUGCGCCACCUAGUGGGACUGAGAGAACUGGAUAUAAGUGGUAAUAAGAUCGGUGACACUGGGCUGGAAUCUCUCACCACCGUCCUCCACACCUUCACUGCCAUGCAGGUGUUGGGCCUGAGUAGCACCGGUAUCAGCCCCACAGGCAUGCGCACACUGGUCCCUGCACUGUGUAAGUUAACCAGACUGAUCAAACUGGACAUUAGUGAUAAUGACAUAGGAGACCCAGGGCUGGAAUGCCUGGCUGCUAUCCUCCACCACCUCACAGCCAUGAAGGUGUUGGUUCUCAGUGUGACAGGUAUCAGUGACAGGGGAAUAUCAUCCCUGAUCAAAGCUCUGCCUCACCUGGUGCAAUUACAGGUGUUGUAUGUGAGCAUCAAUAACAUAGGAGACUCAGGGAUUGUCUCACUGGUGCAAACACUCUGCCAGCCCAGCAGUUUGGACAUGGAACAAAACCCACCUGGUGACAAGAGUCUGACCACAGCCCCUCACUAUAACACCACACUACAGGAGCCGGACAUCGGGGGGAAUAGGGGAGUAACAGGAGCCGGACUGGGGAGGGUCGCACAGGUCAUCAGCACACUGCCGGCACUGACCAGGCUGAACAUGUCUGGUCACUGGGACAAACCUGCACACCUGUCUGACACUGCUGCCAUGGAUCUGGCCGAGGCUCUACCCAGACUCCCUGCCCUGGAGCAGCUGGACCUGUAUCACAUCUCCAUGGAGCCUGCAGGGUUCCAGGCUGUGGUGCAGGCUGCUGAGGAACACCCAACACUGGAGAGGCUGGUGUACUCUUGGCGUGGAGUUCCUGAGGGAGCGGACACCACAGCCAGCUGUCUGAAGCUGGGCUACUACUGAGUCCCCAACAUGGCGACCUGUUCUGUACAUUUCCUCAGCUCAGACAGACAACACCAGCUCAGAAUGACGUGAACUAAACAAACCAGUUUUAGUGCCAAAUUCACCCAGGAUACAGGCAUUGAGAAGAUCUACAAUGUAUCUAACAUUGUAAUUAUACAAAUAUAGUUUGUAGGCAUAAUUUUUAUGCAGUACUUUGACCAUUCCAGAUUAAUAACCAAGUGUGAAUAUACAAAUACUGUACUAUAUCUGAUGUAGCUGUAUCUGUCAGUGUGUGGAUUUAUUUUCUCUGUAACGAAACAAAUUGUGUGACAAAGAACCCAAUAUCUAUUAAUAUAGCAACCAGAUGAACCUAUGCAAGAGUGUAUAUAGUAUGUACUAAUGUAUCAAGAUUAUUUUUGUAAUCUUUUAUGUAUCUGUAUAUAUUGGAAUGAUUUGGGAUUAAGAAAGAGCCUAUUAUUCAUUGAUAUACCAACCUGAUGAAACUGUGCAAGAGUGUAUAUAAAACAUGAUAAAACUAUGCAUGUGUAUACAUACAAUGUCAUGUAAAUGUGUUCUGGAUAUUCUUAUAAGAUUUGUUGUAUCUGUAUUUCUGUGUGUUUUAAGAUGAUACACCUGAAAGCUUCGGCCUUUUACUCAACCUUAAAUCUGCUUAUGGAGGGUAAAGGACUGUCAGAGAUGCUCCAUUGUCACUCAGAAAACAUUACCAUCAUUCCCCCAACAUCUGCUUGGAGACCAUAUUCGAUUCCCAUGCAUGACAAUAUUGUGACAUUUAGGUUUAAAGUUAAAACUUUUGAUCCAACACAAGAAUUUCUCUCACCUAGAGCUU